UCAGAUUCGCAUUGUCGAGUUUGGCGGGGUUGGACUGAGUUAUUCAUUUUCAUUUCAUAGUUUAUUAUUUCACUCGGUGUGCAAUUUUAGCCUCGCUCGCUCGCCGAGUACGUUUUUGUAAACUUAUAUUUUUACUAUGGAUGAAAUGGAUCGCGUUACUGUAAUUGCCCCUGUUAACAUUGCCGUUAUAAAAUACUGGGGUAAACGUGAUGAGAAACUAAUUUUACCGAUUAAUGAUUCUGUGAGUGCUACUUUAGACACAAGUAUUAUGUGUGCAAAAACAUCAGUGUGUUUCCGACAGGAAUUUACCGAGAAUGAAAUUUGGCUGAACGGAGUUAAGACAUCGUUCUCCAAUCCACGUCUUGUGAAUGUCUUGGACAAAAUUAAAAAGAUAGCUACCGCUCAAAGAAGUGUCGAUGACGCUGUUCUUUCUUGGAAAGUUCGUGUUUGUUCGGAAAAUAAUUUUCCUACUGCGGCUGGAUUGGCGUCGUCGGCAGCGGGUUAUGCUUGCUUGGUAACGGCUCUCGCUAAGCUUUACAAAAUAAAUACAGACGUCAGUGUUUUGGCAAGAAUCGGAUCAGGAAGUGCUUGUAGAAGCGUAUUCGGUGGUUUUGUGCGUUGGCAUGCUGGUGUUAAUGCAGAUGGCAGUGACUCUAUAGCGACACAGAUUGCAGACUCUACACACUGGCCAGAAAUGAAGGCUUUGAUACUUGUUGUAUCAGAUAUUAAAAAGCAUACAAGUUCAACAAUUGGUAUGAUGAAUAGUGUGAAUACAUCAGAUUUAUUAAAGUAUCGAGCUAAAUAUACUGUCCCAAGAAGAACUGAAGAGAUAAGUGAAGCAAUUUUGAAGAAAGAUUUUGCUAAGUUUGCCGAGUUGACUAUGAAAGAUAGUAACCAAUUCCAUGCAGUCUGUCUCGAUACUUACCCACCUUGUGUUUAUAUGACAGAUGUCUCACACAAGGUUGUUGAAAUAAUUCAUGCUUACAAUGAUAUGUGUGGAGAAUUGAAAGUGGCUUAUACAUUUGAUGCUGGUCCAAAUGCAUGCUUAUAUCUUCUAGAUAAAGAAGUUCCUACUGUUUUAAAACUCAUUAAAUACUUGUUCCCUACGUCUAAUCAUGAUUUUGUUAUAGGACUAGGUGAUGUAGAUGGUGGUGAUAGUAAAUUUUUAAAAUCAUUUCCUAUACAGCCACAAGCCAAGGAUAUAAUAAAAUAUGUCAUUCACACAAAAGUUGGCAAAGGACCAGAAGUUGUCACAUCACAUUUGUUAGACAAGAAAGGGAGUCCUUUAAAUUUAAAAUGAAUUUAUAGUUUUUCUAAGAUUUUUGUUACAUUAUAUUUAUUCCAAAGGGUUUUAGAUUUUACAAUGGUUUAAAGUUAUAUUUUAUACAAAUCAUUUAUAUAUGAAACUAUUGGUAUUUUAUGGUUAAAUUAAUUAACUUUGUCAUUUGGAAAUAUUAUAAUUUAAUUGCAUAAGCAAUAAUAAUUAUCCAUUUAUUUAUAUGACAAGAGUACUUGAAUCUGUUAUCUACACUUAUAAAGACAAUUCACUUGUGCCUGAUACUUGAUUAGAAGGUUUUCCAUACCUGAAACACUUGUAUAGAAAUAUAAACUUAACUAAGAUAAUAGUUAUUGUGGUAAUGUUAAAUAGUUACUGAAUUGAAGCAUUAUAAACAUUCCAUUUAACAAUUAAGAAAUAACAAAAAUGGCUAAAAAAUCUCCACUCUUAUUGAUCUGAAUUUAGAACUGAAAAUGGACAUUUAGUCACAAUAUUUAUUAUUGGGGUUGGUUACAGGGCUCUCUGUUUUAUGAUUAAGAUUGAAUAAAAAGAUACUGGACAAUUAGAAUAAGAAUAAGAAAAAUCACAAUUUUUAUUGUUACAUCUCUCUCUCUUUAAGUGCCUCUCCAUUAAUGGAGGUUGGCCGUCAUUGUUACAUAAUAAGGUUAUAAAGAUGUUUUUUUUUUUUAAAUUAUACAACAAUAUUCAUUUUCUUAUUUA
This is a messenger RNA of Papilio polytes (common Mormon), 1996 nucleotides long. RefSeq names its product diphosphomevalonate decarboxylase (gene Mvd). Gene Ontology annotation, biological process: isopentenyl diphosphate biosynthetic process, mevalonate pathway; isoprenoid biosynthetic process. NCBI's taxonomy places the organism in Eukaryota, Metazoa, Arthropoda, Insecta, Lepidoptera, Papilionidae. The record is from RefSeq and is a predicted model, not a curated record. Gene Ontology annotation, molecular function: ATP binding; diphosphomevalonate decarboxylase activity. The coding region runs from base 137 to 1300 and encodes 387 amino acids. Gene Ontology annotation, cellular component: cytosol. The transcript has a single exon.